GAUGAACUAAAAUUGAAUCAAAGUAAGCUUUUUUAUAGUAAGCUAUAAAUAACAAUUAUAUUAAAAUAUUGUUAGAAAUGUUUGUUGAAACGUUCACUGAGACAACUUUUUACUAAGCACAGUGAAUUUGUAAUCACUUAUCACUUAUCAAAUCAUGAUGUUUGCAGUGUAUUUUGCUUUACGUAACCUUAUAUAACAGUGACCGUAGGUUUUUAACAACAAAAAGAGCAUACUUCAGAAGUAUAGUAUGAGCUACAUGAAAACAAUUUUCUGAUUUGAAAUGUAAACUUGAAAAAAACAUUUUUAUUUCUGUUAUAUGUACCAUCUCUUGUAUAUGCACAGUGAUACAGCAGAAUAUCAAUGAUUAUGAUGUGUAUAAGAAUCAUAGCCAGUCAACAGUAAUGACGGCUCUAUACUUUCAGAGAAGCUGUGGUGUGUUAUCAGACCCAGCAUGCCUGUCGAACUGUCCCUGCCCUAAAAUUAUGCCAUGAUUUGAAUAAGUCUGCUAUUUCCUUCAGUUCAGUAUACACAACCAAAUGACCUGCUCACCAGUCCAAAUCCUAUUAGAAUGAACAGAUAAAACAAACAUUUCUUCUUCAGAUUGAAUCAUCGCACCGUGUGAAUUGGUACCAUUUAUUAAAACAUAAGAUUCUGGUUUAAAAUAAACUGAGCAUUACCAUGGUACUUCUACCUGCACUGCUUCUUCUCUGGGUUGUUCCCCUUUCAAGUACAGAUCGACUAAGAAAAAAAUUCUACUUGCAUAAAUUUAUGCAGAAAAAUGAUGCAGUAACUGCUUGUAGACAUGACUACACUGACCUCGUCACAAUCUAUGAUGAAGAAGAGAAUACGAUGCAAACUAAAUUUUUAGUGAGUGGAUCUAAUUGUAGCUGGAUCAGAGCCAACGCUUGUACAUGGUCAAACGGCGAUAAUGUCACAUUCAUCAACCUCCCCAGAAAUUUUACUGAGGAAAGAUGCUGUGGUGCGCUGACCACUGGUGGAACAUGGGAGUGUUUCACCUGUAGUUCAAAGAUGUACUUCAUGUGUUAUAAACAAAGUAAUCCUAUUUUAAUCCCUGAAAACAAAACCUGGUUUGAGGCUCAGCGGUACUGCAAAAAUAAUCACAGUAAUUUAGUCAGUAUCAGAAAUGAGAUGGAAAAUGAACAAGUGAGGGAAGCGGUAAAUGGGAGUAACUCUGUCUGGAUUGGCCUUCAGUAUAAUUACAAGGUUGCAUGGUCUGAUGGAGGACCUUCUGAUUACAAACAAGAUGCUAAAGGAGUGUGCUUUACAUUUCUCUCAAAUUGUCCAACGAACUCUUCCAACACAAGUGAUCAGAAAACCUGUGCUCCUCUUUGCUACAAAAGGUUUAUUUAUGUCAGUGAGGAUGAAAUGCCCUGGAAGGACGCUCUGAAUCACUGCAACAAUCAUCAGAAAACAGCUGGACUGCUGCGUAUCGAGUCUAAGGAUGAUCAGAGAGAAACGGAGCGCGAGCUAAAAAGACAGAAUAUCUCGGGGCCAGUGUGGGUGGGGCUUAGACAGAGUCGACUUUUCGGAUUCUGGAUUUGGUCCAACGGCCUUUAUGUGGGACCCUGGACCAACUGGAAAGAAGGAAGUAAACCAAGCCAUCAAAAGUCCCAGCACUGCGGCGCCUUAGAGAAUGCGAACGGUACAUUCAAAUGGAGAGAUAAAGACUGCAGAUCUAGAUUUAGAGUUUUAUGUGAAGUAAAGUAAUGUACCUCUCUUGUAUGGUCUUUGGUUUAUUGUAUGCUUAGUUUUCAGCGCUCCGCCUCCCGAGAAUGAGGAAAAAGAGCUUAUGGGUUCAGUAGUAAACGGUGGUCCUGUAUCAUUCAUGUCUCAUAUAAUAAAGCUCUUAGGUAGCAGAAGCUAGUUGGUGAUUGCUGCUUCUGUUGCAUUUUCAUGUUUAUCUCAUUAAUUCAUUCAUCUUAUUAUUUUACUGUUGGACACCUUUAUGCCUCAUACUAAAAACUGAUAUUAAAAGUUGUUCAUGAA
This is a messenger RNA of Onychostoma macrolepis, 2007 nucleotides long. Its product is annotated as lymphocyte antigen 75-like. The coding region runs from base 679 to 1728 and encodes 349 amino acids. Lineage: Eukaryota; Metazoa; Chordata; Actinopteri; Cypriniformes; Cyprinidae. The transcript is spliced from 4 exons. The record is from RefSeq and is a predicted model, not a curated record.